This is a messenger RNA of Lachancea thermotolerans CBS 6340, 837 nucleotides long. It is a transcript of the gene CSM3, whose product is annotated as Csm3p. Gene Ontology annotation, biological process: DNA replication checkpoint signaling; replication fork processing; replication fork arrest. The coding region runs from base 1 to 837 and encodes 278 amino acids. Gene Ontology annotation, molecular function: DNA binding. Gene Ontology annotation, cellular component: replication fork protection complex; nucleus. The transcript has a single exon. Lineage: Eukaryota; Fungi; Ascomycota; Saccharomycetes; Saccharomycetales; Saccharomycetaceae. The record is from RefSeq and is a predicted model, not a curated record.
AUGUCCCAGCAGCUGCAAGAACGCUUCUCCGACGGCACCGCGCUGUCACAGGACCCGGACUCCUCGCUCCUGGUCGACCCCACCGCGAUCAACCCGUCCGGGCUGGGCCCCGACGGCGACGCGCCGCUACAGGACCCCACGGCGGUCACGACGCGCGUGCGGCGGCCGCAGGUCAAGCUGACCGCCGAGAAGCUGUGCUCGGCCAAGGGCCUGCCCGCGGUCAUGAAGCACGCGCCCCGGAGGCUGCGCAUCUCGAAACGUAGGUCCUCCUACGACAACCUCUGCCACCUGCUGCAGUUUUACCAACUCUGGGCGCACGAUCUGUACCCCAAGGCCAAGUUCCACGACUUCGUGGAGCUGUGCCGCAACCUCGGCAAGACUGACCCGCAGCUGCGCGAGUACAGGAUCGAGCUGCUGCGGCAGGAGCUUGAAAUGGGCUCUGCACUCGAGGAAGGCGCGCCUGCGUUCCCGCAGGAGCGCUCACCAGCACCGGAGCCUACGCCGGACGCGCCUGGAAUCGCGGAUCUGCGCUCUGAGCCCCCGUCUCCCGCUCCCGCUCCCGCUGGAGCCGAUUCCGACGACGACCUGAUCUACAACAUCACGCGCCGCGCGCCAGCGAGAGUGCUUCACGACAGCGACAUUGACGAAGACUCCUUGAUGGAAACGCAGCCGCCGGCCAGCUCCACGGCCGGCGAUGCGCCGCGGAGCGCAGAAUCAGGCCCCGGCCCGAUCCUUAACAACAACAACAACAACAACAACAACAAUAAAAACAACGACGAUGACGACGACGACGAAGAUGAGGACGAACUCGCGGUUAUGCGCGAAAUGGGUUUGUAA